CAAAAAAAGUUUGGACACCCCUGCUGUAGACUAAAAGAAGCAUUCAAACUUUUACCAGCAACAAGUCCAAAAGCCAGGUUCUGUUAUGGUACAGUGGCGUGUCAGUAUAUUUCUCUGAUUUGAUUUUGGACCAACAUAUGCUGCCUUCAGGACAUCUAUGCAGUUUCCAAUACGACAAUGCAAAUGACCAUGCCCCCUUUUGUGUCAGCCAGAGGACAGCUCAGCAUACGGCACAACCCUGCUACACGUGUGACCUGCCCAAUGAAGCUGUGCAUGGAGCAUGGGCUCUACACUGGUGAACCCCAUCUGCUCAAGGACCUUAACGUUGGAGCAGAGACACAGUUGAUGGAAAUGUUCCAGAAGUCACAGGAGUUACAGACAGAGCCAAUUAUAUGAUGGUGUUUGUGGUGAUGGAGGUAAUCUGCUCUGGCCCCAUCCCAAUGAGGCGUGGUGAUGAAGCUUACAGCAGGCUUUCUUCGCUGAACCGCUGGAUGUCCAAGUGGUGUGCAGAAAAUCAUGUGGGCUUUAUAGAUAACUGGCUACACUUUGAGGGCAAGCCUGGUCUUUUAGGUAGGGAUGGUGUCCACCCCAUGCGGGAGGGUGCUGCCUUACUUUCAUGCAGCAUAGCUCAUAGUCUUUUAGUUAGUCGGCAGAGUAGUAUUAGAAGCUGCUGACAAUCCAGAGCCGGGACCAGGCCGCAGACAGAGAGGCUUAACCGACCGUCUGCGAGCUACAAAGAGACGUUACCUAGAUACCAAUGUAUUCAGACUGUGUCUGUCCCCCGAGUCAAACAAAAACAUCAAAAAACUAAAACAGUAAAUCUAAAUAACUUAACUUAUAUUAAACAAUCGUAUCCAGACUGUAGUACUAACAUUUCAAACCUAAAGAUUGGUUUACUUAAUAUCAGAUCUCUAAAUUCAAAAGCAGUUCUAGUGAAUGAAAUGAUAACUGAUCAGAAAUUCGAUGUUCUGUGUCUGACAGAAACCUGGAUUAGGCCAAAUGAAUAUGUAGCAUUAAAUGAAGCCGCCCCUGCAGGCUAUAAUUAUAUACACAAUCCGAGAUUGUCCGGUAGAGGAGGUGGGGUCUGCAUAUUUUUCCGAAGUACCUUAGUUAGCAAUCAGAAACACUAUGAUAAUUUUACUUCUUUUGAGCUUCUUUACACCAGUAUAAUUAAUCCAGUUACAAAAAAGAAUGCAUUUUCUUUAAUUAAUAUCUACAGACCACCAGGGACCUAUAUAGAAUUUUUAAAAGAAUUUAGUGAUUUUGUCACAGAUUUAGCAGUAAGUAAUGAUAAAGUGAUUAUAGUUGGAGACUUCAACAUUCAUUUCGAAAAGUUGGAUGAUCCAUUAAAAAAGGCAUUCACAUCGAUUUUAGACUCAGUUGGUAUUAUUCAAAAUAUAACAGGACCUACUCAUUACUGUAAUCAUACUCUGGAUUUAGUUUUGACCCUGGGUGUGAGCAUAGAUAACCUGAAUAUUCGUUCUCAAACCUCCGCAAUUUCAGAUCAUUACCUUAUUUCAUUUAAACUACAUCUUAGUCAUAAUAUACCUACAACCCAUAGCUACUCUAUAAAACGUUCAAUUACGCCUUUUACAGCCCAACAAUUUACAGAUAAGCUUCCCGAUUUAUCAACUCUAAUGUAUUCUCCUAUAGACCCAGUAGAACUAGACAAACUAACCAAAGGUUUAGAAAAUACCUUUCGCUCUACCGUAGAUGUUGUAGCACCCCUUAAACAUAAAAUAGAGAGACAGAAAAAGCUCGCACCGUGGUACAAUGAUCAAACUCGUAACUUAAAGCAGAUGAAGGUGUUUGCGGAGAUGUGAUGAUGGUGUUUGCAGUGAUCUGAUGAAGGUGUUUGCAGUGAUCUGAGAAAGGUGUUUGCAGUGAUCUGAUGAAGGUGUUUGCAGUGAUCUGAGAAAGGUGUUUGCAGUGAUCUGAUGAAGGUGUUUGCAGUGAUCUGAUGAAGGUGUUUGCAGUGAUCUGAGAAAGGUGUUUGCAGUGAUCUGAUGAAGGUGUUUGCAUUGAUCUGAGAAAGGUGUUUGCAUUGAUCUGAGAAAGGUGUUUGCAGUGAUCUGAGAAAGGUGUUUGCAGUGAUCUGAGAAAGGUGUUUGCAGUGAUCUGAUGAAGGUGUUUGCAGUGAUCUGAGAAAGGUGUUUGCAUUGAUCUGAGAAAGGUGUUUGCAGUGAUCUGAGAAAGGUGUUUGCAGUGAUCUGAUGAAGGUGUUUGCAGUGAUCUGAGAAAGGUGUUUGCAGUGAUCUGAUGAAGGUGUUUGCAGUGAUCUGAGAAAGGUGUUUGCAGUGAUCUGAUGAAGGUGUUUGCAGUGAUCUGAGAAAGGUGUUUGCAGUGAUCUGAUGAAGGUGUUUGCAGUGAUGUGCUGAAGGUGUUUGCAGUAAUCUGAUGGAAGUGUUUGCGGAAAUGUGAUGAAGGUGUUUGCAGUGAUGUGAUGAAGGUGUUUGCGGUGAUUUGAUUGGAGACCUGUGUAGCCCGUGGAUUGGAGCCAGGGGGCGGAGCAGUGCUCUAUAUAAAGGCAGCCGUGGGCCGGACUGAGGGACCUCCUACUCCUCACGGGUUGUGUGUGAGUGUGUGAGAGCGAGUGUGUAUGUUGUCGGUGAGAGCAGUUCAUCUCAGGACCAUGGAGAGCUCAGGACUUCUCUCUGCACUCCUCUUCAUCACGCUCUUCAUCUUUAUCUGCAGCGGCCAGCUCUCACCCGACCAGUCUGCAGAGGAGGGCAGAAACCCCGACAUCACCGCCAAGAAAGAACUGAUUGAAGCCAUGGAAGAACUUCUGGGAAGAUUUCAGGACAACCUUCCAUCAACAGAGAAGCGGGCCAUCCCCAAGUGUUUGGUUGGAUCUCGCUGUGCGAUGCGGCUGGGUCCACGCUGGGGUCCGCUGUGUGAAUGCAGUCGAGGGACCUACUGUAACUCCAUCCUGCUGAAGUGCAUCUGAAGCCUUGGCAGACGCUCUGAUAGAGGAUCUGUUCAGAGGAACGUUCCAGCAGGACAGGCUUUUCUUACCAUGUAGCACCGAAACUUCUGACCGUGCAUUAUAAUUAUAAUUGGUGUUGGGAUUUUAUUUAGCUGUGUAAUGCAAAAACAUAAAACUGUAUAUAUAAGUAGUUAAUUAAUUAAAUAUAUGGAUUCCUGUUAGAGAACUGUACUGUUCUAUACAGUUCUUCAGGCUGAGGUUGUGUUUUAGAGUUUAGAGAUUAUUAUGGUGAUUAUAGUCCAGCAGCUUGACAGCUGGAGCAAUUCUUAAAAAAUAGUGAAUGGCAUGCAAUAAAUAAAAAAACACUUUUCACAGUAAAGCCCUCA
Astyanax mexicanus (Mexican tetra) is the source of this 3312-nucleotide messenger RNA. It is a transcript of the gene cartl, whose product is annotated as cocaine- and amphetamine-regulated transcript-like. Bases 2600 to 2947 code for a protein of 115 amino acids. Gene Ontology annotation, biological process: cellular response to starvation; negative regulation of appetite; G protein-coupled receptor signaling pathway. Gene Ontology annotation, molecular function: neuropeptide hormone activity. The transcript has 5 exons. NCBI's taxonomy places the organism in Eukaryota, Metazoa, Chordata, Actinopteri, Characiformes, Acestrorhamphidae. The record is from RefSeq and is a predicted model, not a curated record.